Phragmites australis (common reed) is the source of this 1118-nucleotide messenger RNA. RefSeq names its product zinc finger protein ZAT12-like. The transcript has a single exon. Lineage: Eukaryota; Viridiplantae; Streptophyta; Magnoliopsida; Poales; Poaceae. Bases 112 to 660 code for a protein of 182 amino acids. The record is from RefSeq and is a predicted model, not a curated record.
UCUCUGAUCCAUCCAGCCUAUAUAUACACCUGCACUCUCAUGUGCUUCUUCUUCAUUCUGAUAUCUUAGCUUCCAAGAUCGGUAAGAACUAGCUAAGAAUUGUAAGCGUUGAUGAAAAGGUUUGCAGUCCCGGAGGGCGAGGUGGCGCGUGUGCUGAUUCUCAUGUCGCACGGCCAGGAGCAGGCGCUACCACUGCCUCUGCCUCUGCCGGUCGCCCGGCGCGGUGGCGCCCCGGAGCGGGUGUUCGUCUGCAAGACGUGCGACCGCGCGUUCCCGUCCUUCCAGGCGCUGGGCGGCCACCGCGCCAGCCACAAGAAGCCGCGGCUGGACGGGGAAGGCGGCGACCUCUCGCUCGCCAAGCCCAAGCUGCACAGCUGCUCCAUCUGCGGCCUCGAGUUCGCCAUCGGGCAGGCCCUCGGUGGCCACAUGAGGCGCCACCGCGCCAUGAAUGGCGGCAUAGCGCCAGCGACGACAGUCGUCGACAAGAAGCCCGACGUCGUCAACAUCCACGACGACGGCGUCAAGCGCGGCCUGUGGCUCGACCUCAACCACCCGCAGUGCGACGACGGUUGCGACCCCGAGGCGGAGUUCGGCCACAAUGCCACCGCCGGACAGUUCCUGGACACCGGCACCAUGGCUGUGGACUGCCUUGGCUACUAGUAGUAGAAACCAAGCUCCAUGAUGCUUCGAUACUUCUGGUGAAACCUUUUUAUUAAUCUUCAUUUUCAAUUGCUUUUCUGUGGACAAAUACACAUUUUGUAGUGGUAGAGGUGCCUAAUGCAUGCAUGGAUGAUGGAUAAUGCAUGCAAGUUUUUGGGGUGUCUUUUAGAUGCUGUGCUGCUUUGGUAGUUAAUCUGGAGGCUUAAUUACCAAAGCCAGAUACCUGAUUUACCAUGGGUUUCAUGUUAUUAUGGAUAAAAACCCUUUGGUCAAAUGGAUUGAUGUAAUUAUUUAAAUAUAGAGCCUGUGGCUUUCUUCAUUUGGUACUCCAUGUCAUGUUGCCCAGUUUAGUAUGUGAGUGACACAACAUAACACAUGAGUUGAAUCGGUGGUAUAUACUUGACGUCGAAAUUAAGGUAUCCCAUGUUUUUAAGAAAACUUUUGCUUCUGUAAGGCUA